This is a messenger RNA of Notolabrus celidotus (New Zealand spotty), 4297 nucleotides long. RefSeq names its product collagen, type XXVIII, alpha 1b (gene col28a1b). The record is from RefSeq and is a predicted model, not a curated record. Lineage: Eukaryota; Metazoa; Chordata; Actinopteri; Labriformes; Labridae. Gene Ontology annotation, molecular function: serine-type endopeptidase inhibitor activity. The transcript has 35 exons. The coding region runs from base 244 to 3840 and encodes 1198 amino acids.
GCGGGAGAGUUAGGAAAAUAAAGGUCUCUUCGGUCAGUCAUGAAUCCCCUGAACAGGACCCGAGCUGAAAUGUUGGAGCAGCCCCAGAGCCCCCGGCUACACACACAGCACAUCAACCCAUGAUCUCAUGGUCCUCACUUUAUCUCUGCCCGGUAUAGGAGCAGAUUCCGAGCAGAAAUGCCCCCCAACAAACCGCAGCAGACUGGACCACGAGCACUGGCUGCAGCCAAAUGAGAUUCUAGGAUGGAGAUGUUGCUGUGGGGAAACCUGAGGAGAGGAGUGGCGCUCUGCCUUCUGCUGUUGGCUCUCACACACGAGGCCACAGGCCAGAGAAGAAACGCAGGACGCAGCAACAGCUACAGGCUGCAUGACGACGGAGGAAAUGUUCUGACAUGUUCACUGGAGGUGGCUUUCAUCCUGGACAGCUCAGAGAGUGCAAAAAUCUUCCUGUUUGAGAAGCAGAAGGCCUUCGUGUUGAACUUCAGCACCCGCCUUGCCAUGCUGCAAGUCACCGGCUGGAGUCUGAAGGUGCGAAUGGCUGCUCUUCAGUACAGCAGCUCUGUGUUGAUGGAGCAUCGGUUCUCAGACUGGAAAGACCUCGACUCAUUUCACAGCCGAGUCAGCACCAUGAACUACAUCGGUCAUGGCACUUACACGACUUACGCCAUCACCAAUGCUUCACAGCUGCUGGUGCAGGAGACGCCGGCGGACAGCGUCAGGGUGGCGGUGUUGAUGACGGAUGGGGUGGACCAUCCCCGUAACCCUGAUGUGAUUUCAGCCGCGGCAGAGGCCAAAGGUCACGGUAUAAAGUUCUUUGCUGUAGGUUUAUCAGACAUCGCUCAGCAGAGCCAGAAUAACGCCAAACUACGGGCCGUCGCAAGUACGCCUGCACAGCAGUUUGUCCAAAGUCUUCUCAACCCUCAGCUGGAGGAGAUGCUGCUCAAAGAGAUUAGUGCAGUCGCAGCUGAGGGGUGUCCGCAGGCUCAGGUGUGUUUGUGUGAAAGAGGAGACAGGGGCCCUCCAGGAAGUCCAGGUAGAAAAGGAGACUCAGGCUUCAGGGGGGGGCCUGGUCAAAAAGGAGGGAAGGGGGAGUCUGGCUUAAACGGUCGACCUGGAAGUGAAGGCCCAGAGGGACGUCCAGGCUAUAAGGGCUACAAGGGAGAGAGAGGAGACUGUGGCACUCCCGGGGAAAAGGGUGACAUUGGACCUGAGGGACCUCCAGGCCCGCAAGGAUCAAAAGGACAUCAGGGUGCAUUAGGACCACCAGGAGACAUGGGUCCUGAGGGCCCGACUGGAUCUAAAGGAGACAGGGGGCCCAUUGGGACUACUGGACCACCAGGGGACAUCGGCAUUGGAUUCCCAGGGGGCAAGGGUGAAAAAGGUAUUCAGGGAAGACCCGGUUCCACAGGUCCUGCUGGGAUCGGCGAACCAGGACUUCCAGGUCCUCCAGGACAGCCAGGAACACAAGGAAACCCUGGACCACGUGGAGAGGGAUUCCCAGGGCCGAAGGGCGAUCGAGGAUAUGACGGUUCAAGGGGAAAUCGUGGACUUCCUGGUGUUGGGGUCAAAGGUGACAAGGGCAGUCUUGGACCUCCCGGGGUUCCAGGUCCAGUUGGUUCUCCUGGUUUAGGAUUUCAAGGAGAAAAGGGGGAUCUGGGUCCAGUCGGGCCUACAGGUCCCAGAGGAGCUCCAGGUACUGGAAUAACUGGACCAAAGGGGAAUCAAGGACUCUCAGGUGACCGUGGACUGCCAGGUGAGAGAGGUGUUGGACAACCAGGACCCAAAGGUGACCCCGGGUCCGAGGGGUUAAUAGGAAUACCAGGUCAACCAGGAGAGGACGGAGCCUCGGGACAAAAGGGUGACCUUGGACUACCUGGACCCAGGGGACCCGACGGUGCUCCCGGUAAAGGUGUACCUGGAGCAAAGGGUGACAGAGGGGAUCGGGGGUCAAGAGGCUCUUCAGGUGCAGUCGGUCCCGUUGGGCCAAUGGGGCCAAAGGGGGAACCAGGGAUAAUCGGGCCUCCAGGAGUAACUGGGCAGCCAGGGAGGGGUAUAGCUGGUGCCAAAGGAGAACCAGGUCCAAAGGGUGCACCUGGAGCCAUGGGAGAGCAAGGGAUUGGUCUAUCUGGACCCAAGGGAGACAGAGGGUCAUCAGGGCCUGCCGGACCACCUGGACUGAAAGGUGAAGGUUUCUCCGGUCCACCAGGAGUUCCUGGACCUCCUGGCCUGCAGGGGGAAACUGGAGCUGAUGGCAUGGGUUUACCUGGACCAAAGGGAGACCGAGGCCUACCUGGACCAGCUGGACCUGCCGGGCCACCAGGGAUCGGUUUGAUCGGUACAAAGGGUUCAGUCGGCAAAAUUGGCCUACCUGGUCCACAGGGGUCACCUGGAGAGGGCAUCCAGGGACAAAAGGGGGAGCCUGGGUUUCAGGGGAUCUCUGGCCCCAGAGGUCCUCCUGGACAAGGUCUGCAGGGGGACAAGGGGGAACGAGGGUUCAGGGGUGAAAAAGGCCUCAAAGGAGGACGAGGGGAAGCUGGAGAGGCCGGAGCCCUCGGACCUGUGGGUAGAGUGGGUCAAAAGGGAGAGGCUGGACUUACAAGGGAAGAGAUCAUCAAAAUAGUGAGAUCCAUUUGUAGUUGUGGAGUGACCUGCCGUCAAACCCCCUUGGAGCUGGUUUUCGUGAUAGACAGCUCAGAGAGCGUCGGCCCGGACAACUUCAACGUGAUCAAAGACUUUGUAAACUCUCUGAUCGACCGCGCCUCAGUGAGCCGGGCCACCACGCGGGUGGGUGUGGUCCUCUACAGCCACAUCAACAUGGUGGUGGUCAGCCUCAGACAGGAGGCAACCCCAGAUGAGGUUAAAUCUGCGGUGCGUUCAAUGACAUACCUGGGCGAGGGUACGUUCACAGGCAGCGCCAUCCAACAGGCCAACCAGGUGUUUAAGGCGGCGCGGCCAGGUGUGAGGAAGGUGGCCAUCAUCAUCACAGACGGGCAGGCAGAUAAAAGAGACGCGGUCAGUCUGGAGAGCGCCGUGUCGGAGGCUCAGAUGAGUAACGUGGAGAGGUUUGUGAUCGGGGUUGUGAACCAGAGCGAUCCUCUGUAUGAAGAGUUCAAGAAGGAGCUGAAUCUGAUGGCGUCUGACCCUGACAGCGAGCACGUGUACCUGAUAGAGGAAUUCAAAACACUCCCAGCUCUGGAAAAGAAACUCCUGAGUCGUAUCUGUGAGGAUGGAGAAAGACGUUUGUUCAGUUCCAUCCCGAGCUCCAGACUGCCUCCAGGAAUCCCAGAGGACUCAAGUAACGUUCGAGAACCCCCAUACAGGACGGACACCGACACACCCACCUUCACAGGAGACUUCAGGAGACUUCAAACAGGGCCCGGCCCUCCAGCACCACAACCCAAAAGAGAACCCAUUGCUCCACAGAGACCGGACACUGUGGAUAGAUCCUCCUCAGUGACUCAGAGGUUGCCUUUCUUCGACUGGGAGCCCUUCAGACCUGUGACAGAGUUCGGACCACAGUUUAACAUGAAGGAUCCCAACCGCCAGAAGGUGAUGACGGGAGCCGUCGGGCCUGCAGGUCCAACACUGAAAACCAUGCCUGAGGAGAGGACGCCAGCACCCUCGCCUUCGACUCCUCCACAGCAGGAGACGUCUGAAACACAAAAAUCAGAGCGCUGCGGCCACGUCCUGGAUCCAGGUCCUUGCCGGGACUACGUGGUGAAGUGGUACUACGACGCCGUGGCUAACUCCUGUGCGCAGUUCUGGUUCGGAGGCUGCCUUGGAAACAGCAACCAGUUUGAGUCUGAGAAGAGCUGCAGAGAAACCUGUGUCAAAGCAUAACACCUCAAAACCUGUGGUUACAAACAGAACAUCCAUCAUAAGGAAGUAUUUCUCUGUGACUUCCACUCGAUGUUUUAGUUUCAUAAGUGUAGCAAAGGAUAGGAAGGUGAACAGAAAGAUGUGAUACAGGAGGCAUCAUUGAAUCAAACUAUAAAAGCAGUUUUCCUGUAGCUAAGUAUUAUCAAUUUUGUGUUUGCUGGCCAGGAGGACUUCUGUAUUCAAUGUGUCGAACAAGCAAAGCUAAUACAGAGGAAUAAAUGUGAUGUUACUUACACACUGUUGAACAGCUUUGUUAAAGAAAACUUCAUAACAUUAACUUUGAUUUAGGAGAAGUAACUGUUUGUUUUUUUGUAAGAUGCUAUAAUGUAUUUUUGUACAUUAUGUCUCAAGUUUUAUAUGUGUAUGCUUUUUAAUACUGUGAAUUUUCAUUUAUUAAAAAUAAAAAGAUUGAAUAAGA